CUCCGCAAGGCGUGGAAGAAGUCUGGGCUAUUCGGGAUAUCGCUGCGGGAGAAGAGGUCACGAUUGCGUACAUCGAUUCUUGGAGAAUGAAUGAGGUGCGAGCUGGCGCCCUGAGGCAUUACGGCUUCGAAUGCGACUGCCCGGCAUGUGAUCCUUCGAAUUUGGGUUUCGGUCCCAAUUUCUACGAUGAGAGCCGCGAGCGACGGUUCACGUUGGAAGACAUCGAGGAGCAAAUUCCUCCUGAUGGUCGCUUUUGGCCUGCGGAGGAUGGUCAUCUGAACGAGAGACUGAAGUUGGCGCUCCAGACGGCGGCCAUUCUUCGGCAAGAAUGGGCGUACACGGGGAAACUUGGGCGGAUUUACCAUGAUAUCGCAUUGCUCGCAUGGAACCAGGGCGAAGGGGGUCUCGCGGAGACCGCCGCCCGCUCGGCCAUCUAUGUCUAUGCAACAUCAUGUGGGCUGGACCACCAGUACACGCGGUUCGAACGUGGCCGUUUCCGAGACAUGAUCCAGAAGAUCAAGUUGGAGAAUGCAAAGAAGGAUGGCGAAGCGACACAUAAUGGCGGAGAAGUGGUUGAAUAUGCGGAGACAGACGCGGCAGUUGAACAAGUUACCAAACUGGGGAUUUGAUACUCUUUUUUCAGAUCAAGCGGAGCAUUGAUGGAAAUGAGAGCUUCUAUCUCGAGCACAGGGUCGAGGUUCGGAACUGAGCGUCAUUAGUCAGUCAGCUCUCACAAUGUGCCGACUCGAAUAUAGAGUUUGCAAGGGCUUCUUAAAACGUUUCGUGGCCGAUAGAAUCACGGGGACAGG
Messenger RNA from Eremomyces bilateralis CBS 781.70, 809 nucleotides. RefSeq lists its product as uncharacterized. NCBI's taxonomy places the organism in Eukaryota, Fungi, Ascomycota, Dothideomycetes, Eremomycetales, Eremomycetaceae. The transcript is spliced from 2 exons. The coding region runs from base 87 to 629 and encodes 180 amino acids. The record is from RefSeq and is a predicted model, not a curated record.